Molecule: messenger RNA, 2782 nt
Organism: Alosa sapidissima (American shad)
Lineage: Eukaryota; Metazoa; Chordata; Actinopteri; Clupeiformes; Clupeidae
Exons: 2
Coding region: 84-2210 (708 amino acids)
Source: RefSeq, a predicted model, not a curated record
GACUUCCUCUAACCAGAACUGAGCAUCCACAGCACUUCAAGGUGAAUCUACAGAAAAUCCUCAAGAGGACUUUUGGAUAAACUAUGGCAUCAGCAAUUACAAAGGCUACCCAGCGCCUUUCCAAGGCAUCAGAUGGUCGAGAUGACACAAAGCUGCUCAUGCAGCCUUAUACUAACUGGGAAGAGUACCUGACCCCUGGACCCCUGUCCAUCGCAAUAAUGGGAGAGUUAGUUUUCAUAUCAUCAAAUGUCGAUUUCUCCAUCAACAAAAAUCCACCCAAAGACGGCUUCAAGCACAUCAGAUACCCAGAAUCCUUCCGUGCCUGCCUGAUGCAAGUCUGCAAUGCUGGCUGGGCAGCUUUCAAUGAGGCCCACAAGAACAUGGAUCAAAUCCGCCUCUACACUGGGAAUGUGGCAGAGUACAUCAAGGUGUCCGUGACGAUCCUCCUUCAGGACAAUGAUGAGCUUAUCCAGACCCUUCUCCCUGACCAGCUUGAGAACAUCGACCACAUGGCACAGGACUGCCUGCAAUUAGCUGAGCGGACGGAAAAGAAAUUCAUGAAAGUCAUUGAGUUGAUCCAGGAGCUCCUUGAAGCGUGCACUAAUGCCAAACAGAGCUACGGUGAGGAACUUGAAAAUGUCAAGCGCAAGAUAGAGGAGGCAAAACUACGCAAGCAGGCAUCAGACGAAGCCAACACGCGUGCCGAAAAAGCUAUUAAGGAAAUGGAUAAGCAGCUCAGCGAUGCACAAAUGAGCUUCAAUGAGUCGAUGGACUCUCUACCAACUGGGUGGGAAAUUAUUGGAAUGAACCUGGUUGAAGGGCUCUCAUCAAGUGUUACUGCUGCUCUGCAGGGUGUAGUUAACACAUUCACUGGAGGCAAUUUAUUGUCUAUCGCUGCCAACCAACUCUCAUCUACUACUGAAAUCCUAAACACCUUACAGCCCCAGGGGGUUCAACCACAGAGGCAGGCAACUGAUCCAUUUGCUGCAAACAACAUUUUCUCCAAAUCGUCUGAACUUUUGACCCACUGUGAAUCUUUGAAAAUGUUUGUUGAUGAAAACAGGCAGAUCAACGAGACAGCACUUUACGAUCAGAAACGUCAAACAGCUAAUUCAAAUUUUCAGAAAAGCAGUUUCGAGAGGAUAUUAUCAUCCAUCAAAUCUGAGAAUGAAUGUGAGCCAAAAGCGCUUGCUCUGCAAAUCUGUGAGAAAGGCAUUAUCCUGUGUGUAAAGCUUGGUCAAUACGUAGUAGGGAAGCAAGCAAGGCCUGAACUAAAACCUACAUCAGACCAGGCUGCAAACAAGCUCAUUUCCCUUAUUGAGGAAAUAAACGGCCUGGCCCAAUCAUUUGACUCAAAGGGCAAAUGCCACACCAACACAGCUGCCUUCACUGUUAAACCACCUCAGCUGAGCAAAAGCCAAGCCAGUGGGCCAGAAACAAACAGCGCAAGUCAGAUUGCGACCGACAACGCCCGACUGCGCAUCGAGCAAAGCCGCGCCCAACUGGACAUGGUGAGGGAGAUGUAUCAGAAGAGUGUCGACAACAUGGAGAAGAACAAACGGGAGCUGACUGAGAUUCUGGUGACGAUGAGAAACUGCGAGGUCAAGGAGAUCGAUUUCAACACCACCAUCAAGAUGCUAAUGAAAGGUCUAGAAGCCAUGGGGAGGGUGAAGGAGCAAUGGGAGAAAAUGGUGCGAUUCUUUCAGAUGGUGUCCAACAUUGUCAAGACCUGCUUGAGCACCUGUCUGAAUAAUUUCCUGAAAACAGCCACAAAGGCCUCAAACUCAUCUCUAAUGUACUCCUCGAGGAUGUUCAUGAAAGAUAUGAUUUACAACCAGGCUUUCCAAGCCUCCAACAUUGCCAGUCUGGUGAACAUGAUCUCGGGGACUUAUGCCGAAGUCUCUGCCAAAUACCUGAUGGACCGUGUCAGUAGCCUGGGCAGACUGAUGGCCCUUGAUCCCAACAACCCACAAUUUAAAACAGAGCGACUUGGUCUCCAGACCGCUUGUGAAGAGGCACAAGAUGGAAUAAGACGACUUGUCCUUGAAAACAAGCGGAAAUUUGAGAUGAAGACGCAAGCCAGACUGAAGCAAAUUGAGGGAGAUCUACUCGCAGUAAUGCCUCCACCACGCGAGGAGGAAACAAACAAAGUGAAGGAAAUUGUUCAAAGUGCCUUCAAAGACAAAGAAAAAGAAGAGCAAUUUGCCUGAAUUGGUGAAAACUGAAUUGUCAUUACCCACAUUGGUCUAAGAAGCCAUGACUUUAAUUUGACCGCUUGCUUUGCCAUUUCUUUCUAAUAUUUUGUUAGACAUGAUGUUUUGAUAGAUUUUAUUUGAAAUAUACCAACAUACUUAUUUACAUACAUUAACCCUUAAAGGAGUACCGUCACACCGGUGUGACGGGAAUGUUGAGAAAUGAACAUUCUAAAGAAUAUCUGGGUUCAUUGAAUUCAACAUAGACUUUUAGAACCUUCAAUUGUUGCGGAACUUAGAAUGUUCAAAAACCUACACCUUUAAGGGUUAAGAAUAUCAGAUAAUACUUGCUCUGCCUCUGCCACUUGACUAGCCUGGCUAACGUCAUACCCUCAUCUCAAAUGAGACGGGGUCUGGGAACUAGGCAUUCAUUUUAUCGUAUUUGAAACGUAAUUUUACGAAUGCCCAGAGCCGUUUAUUGGGCGCAACGAAUGUCUAUCAAAUGCGUUUGUACGUGGCUCAUAACGGCUACGGUGUGUCGUCAUCGUCUUACUGCCCUCCCUCCGUUCUGUGAUUGGUCCCCUACUGUA